Molecule: messenger RNA, 1251 nt
Organism: Colletotrichum aenigma
Lineage: Eukaryota; Fungi; Ascomycota; Sordariomycetes; Glomerellales; Glomerellaceae
Product: scyllo-inositol 2-dehydrogenase
Exons: 3
Coding region: 1-1251 (416 amino acids)
Biological process (GO): NADPH regeneration
Cellular component (GO): cytoplasm
Molecular function (GO): nucleotide binding; oxidoreductase activity
Source: RefSeq, a predicted model, not a curated record
AUGGAGCCCCUCAACGUAUUGAUGGUCGGUACCGGCGAGUACACCACCGGCUUCGUCGGCGGCGGUGCCUCUGGCUCCGACAAGAAGGUUGGUGUCGUCGGUCUCACUCUCUUCGACCUGAGGAGGCGAGGCAAGGUCAACCAGCUGGGCAUGGUUGGCGUUAACGGAACCAAGUUCCCUGCCAUCAGGGAGCAUCUCAACAAGAACAUCACCCAGGUCUAUAACGGCCUCGAUACCUCCUUCGACUCAUUCCCUGCCAACGACAAGAAGGACCCCGACUCCUACAAGACCGCCAUUGACGCCCUGAAGCCCGGUGACGCCAUCACCAUCUUCACACCCGAUACCACUCACUACCCCAUCGCCCUCUACGCCAUUGAGCGCGGCAUCCACGUCCUGCUCACCAAGCCCGCUGUCAAGGAGCUCGAGCACCACCAGGCUCUCAUUGAGGCCGCCGAGAAGAAGGGCGUCUACGUCUUUAUCGAGCACCACAAGCGUUUCGACCCUGCUUACUCUGACGCUCGCUUCAAGGCCCAGAAGCUCGGCGACUUCAACUACUUCUACUCUUACAUGUCUCAGCCCAAGUCUCAGCUCGAGACUUUCAAGGCCUGGGCCGGAGUUGAUUCCGACAUCUCCUACUACCUCAACAGCCACCACGUCGACAUUUGCGAGUCCAUGGUCACCCAGCAAGGCUUCAUUCCCGUCAAGGUCUCCGCCUCUGGCUCUAAGGGUAUUGCCACCGAUCUCGGCUGCGACCCUGCCACCGAGGACACCAUCUCCGUCCUCGUUCACUGGGAAAAGAAGGGCGACCCCAGCAAGAAGGCUACUGGUGUCUACACCGCCAGCUGGACCGCACCGCAGCGCGCCGGUGUCCACUCAAACCAGUACUUCCACUACCUCGCCGCGAAUGGCGAGAUCCGUGUCGACCAGGCCAAGAGAGGCUACGACGUCGCUGAGGAUUCCGCCGGCCAGCUGAUGUGGUACAACCCCUUCUACAUGCGCUACGCCCCCGACGAGGACGGCAACUUUAACGGCCAGACUGGCUACGGAUAUAUCUCCCUCGAGAAGUUCGUCGACGGCUGCAGGCAAGUCAACUCUGGCCAGCUGAAGCCCAAGGACCUGGACGCCAAGGGUCUGCCCACCCUGAAGAACACCAUUGCUACCACUGCCAUUCUGCACGCCGGCAGAAAGAGCAUAGACGAGAACCGUGAUAUCAAGAUUGAGAUCAACGACGGUGUGUGGAAGCUGGUGUAA